AUGAAAUUCCUUGCAGCGUUGCUGUCAAGCUUUGGCUUGGUCAUCGCUCUGGGCGGCCAGUUUGACCCCGAAAGCUAUGACAGAGAUGAUGUGGUUACAAGGGACAUUGUUGUCGUUGGUGGUGGCUCUACCGGGACGUACGCAGCGAUUAACCUCCUCGAUCUGGGUCAGAAAGUGGUUGUGGUGGAACAGGAGUCAGUCUUGGGAGGACACACGGGCAUAUACAUCGACCCCCAGACAAACACCACGAUUGACUAUGGGGUGCAAUCAUUUGCAAAUUUCUCCGUUGUCCGGGAAUUUUUCGCCCGUUUUCAUAUUCCUUUGGUCAGGUUCUCGGUCAAUGCUUCCACAAUAUACGCCGAUUUCGAAUCCGGUGAGCUAUUUCUGAAUUCGACGCCUAGUUAUGACUUCGACGCGUAUAAGGCCCACCUAAACAGGUAUCCGUACCUCUCCACAGGCUGGGAUCUACCUGACCCCGUUCCGGAAGACCUACUCCUACCCUUUGGAGAAUUCAUCAAUAAGCAUUCUUUGCAGGACAUAGCAUAUGCUAUUUGGUCCAGCGCGCGAGGAUCCGGAGAUAUCCUACGCCAACCCACCGUCUACAUACUGAAAGCAGUAGAUGGGCCGUUUGUCAAAGGGUUAUCAGAGGACACACUGACCACGGAAGGUCACAAUAACUAUGAGCUUUAUGAAAAGGCCCUACGGGAACUUGGGCCUGACGCGAUUGUCUCUUCCACCGUCAUUGCGGCACAAAGAUCAACAGAUGGUGUCAAAUUGGUUGUGAAGACGCCUAAUGGCAAGAAGCUCAUCUCAGCAUCGAAGUUGCUUGUCAGCGUACCGCCGAAUCUCGAAAAUAUGGAACUUUUUGAUCUCGAUGGACGGGAAAACGGGCUCUUUCAGAGAUUUAACCAUAGUGCUUGGAAUAUUGCUGUCGUCGCCAACACGAGUUUACCUACUAGCUACCGAUUUCUGAACAUUGGCACGGACAACGGCACCUAUCGCAUUCCUCAGCUACCUGCAAUAUACAGCAUCAACCCGACGGCUGUGAAAGGGAUCUUUUAUGUUUGGUAUGGCGUGUCCCAGGCCGCCGCAGAAGCCGAUGUCAAGGCCGACAUUUCUACAACCAUCGAGCGUCUAUCCCGAGCUAUCGACGGGUCCAACGAACGGACGAGGAAAGUUCGCUUCUUAACCUACAAGAGUCACACUCCUUUCCAACUCGCAGUGUCUAUCGAAGAGAUCGAAAGCGGCUUUUAUCGGGAGCUUCAGGCGCUGCAAGGAUACCGAAGCACGUGGUACACCGGAGCGGCGUUUCUUUCACAUCAUGCCGGUCAAUUGUGGAAUUUUACUCAGGCCUUGCUGCCUAGCCUUGCUGCCUAG
This is a messenger RNA of Aspergillus affinis, 1377 nucleotides long. RefSeq names its product FAD/NAD(P)-binding domain-containing protein. The record is from RefSeq and is a predicted model, not a curated record. Lineage: Eukaryota; Fungi; Ascomycota; Eurotiomycetes; Eurotiales; Aspergillaceae. The coding region runs from base 1 to 1377 and encodes 458 amino acids. The transcript has a single exon.